Messenger RNA from Nothobranchius furzeri (turquoise killifish), 4568 nucleotides. RefSeq names its product hemojuvelin BMP co-receptor (gene hjv). The record is from RefSeq and is a predicted model, not a curated record. NCBI's taxonomy places the organism in Eukaryota, Metazoa, Chordata, Actinopteri, Cyprinodontiformes, Nothobranchiidae. Gene Ontology annotation, molecular function: coreceptor activity. Gene Ontology annotation, cellular component: plasma membrane. Gene Ontology annotation, biological process: BMP signaling pathway.
GUGUGUGAUUGUGUGUGUGUGAUUGUGUGUGUGUGUGUGUGUGUGUGUGUGUGUGUGUGUGUGUGUGUGUGUGUGUGUGUGUGUGUGUGUGUGUGUGUGUGUGUGUGUGUGUGUGUGUGUGUGUGUGUGUGUGUGUGUGUGUGUGUGUGAGUGAGUGAGGACAGUUGUCGUGCAGCAGGUGGUCGUUGGGGAUUUAUUUAGCAACGCUUGAAGCUCCCAGUCAGCUGUAAAUGCAGCACGAAGCUCAGACCAGAACCAGGGUGGGACCUCUCAGGCCCUCUUAGUUCUGGACGGAUCCGACCUUCACAAUUUUAAAGUUAUUUUCCUGCUGGUUUUCUUCCAGCGGCCGGAGCUCAUGGAUGGACUCUGAUCCUGAACCAGCUGGAGAGUUCUCUCCUCUCAACCUGUCGUCGGCCUGCUGAUGGAGUCACAGGCAGUGUUAAGAGUUGUCCUGUUACCAUGGAAACCCUGCAUCCACCUGACUUUGCUACUGGUCCAGCUGAGUCUACCUGAAGUCAGAGCUUCCUGCCACAUUCUGAGGUGCAACUCAGAGUUUGUGGCAGCGACCUUUGACCUGAGCAGUGGCGGCGGUUCAGCUGUCAGCAGGGAGGUGGUGAACGCCGGCUACUGCAGCGCUCUGCGCACCUAUGCCAUAUGCACCAAGAAGAUGGCCCGGCCAUGUCGAGGUGACCUGGCAUAUCACUCUGCAGUUCAGGGCAUCGAGGAUCUGCUGAUCCAGCAUCACUGCCCCAGGGUGGGGCCCACGGCCCAGCCACGGCCUCUGCCUCAGGGCACACUGUCAGCAGACACCUGCUUGUACGAGAAGAGCUUCUACAGCCGAGAGGGCCGGUUGCCAGAGUUCCUGCACUGCAGCGUGUUUGGAGACCUGCACAUUAGAACUUUCGACAACGACUUCCACACCUGUGCUGUGCAGGGGGCGUGGCCUCUCAUAGAUAAUGAGUACCUGUACAUACAGGCCACCACCUCACCAGCAAGAGGGGAGGCGUACCCCACAGUUCUGACCAAGAUCACUGUCAUCUUUAAGAACUGGCGCCAGUGUAUCGAUCAGCAGCUGUACCAGGCGGAGUUGGACAACGUUCCUGCUGCGUUCGCUGACGGGUCGGUGUGGAGUGGCGAGCGGCGGGGUCACCGCAGCCUGACGGUUCGGACCGAAAGUCCAGGCCGUCACACAGAGAUUCGAGCGGUUCACAUCGGCACGCUGGUGGUGGUGCGUCAGAGUGGACGCUCUCUCAGCCUCUCAAUCCGCUCACCGCGGGAAAUCGUGGAUGCUUUUGGACCCGAUCAUGACCUGCAGCUGUGCAUGUGGGGAUGCCCCGCCUCUCAGAAGCUCAACACACUCCGCCCCCCUCUACUGAACUCUUUGGCACCUGCUGCUGUCAGUGCUGAAGACCACUGUGCAUUGCUGCUUCCUGCCCAAGAUGUUUACUAUCAGGCAUGCGUGUUUGACCUGAUCACCAGCGGAGACCUGAACUCCAGUAUGGCCGCCGUCAGCGCGCUUCAGGACGCCAGAAACAUGAUCUCCAACAAGGAGAGGGUUCACCUGCUUCCUGCCUCUCAUGCAGGAAAUACAAAUCCAUGUGUGAUGCUGCUCCUGCUGCUUGGCAUGCUGGGAGUUGUGGGCGGGGCCUAGACAGAGCCCACGGCCUGCUGAGAAGGUGAUGAGGUUCUAGGAGCUGCUGAGACAGACAGCGUAUGGUUUUCUGAGCUGCAGGUUCUGGUUCAGAAAAUCUCAAUGACUCACUGUGUCGCCAACUCUCCGUCAUCAUUUGAUCUUCCGACGGAAGAAAGUCAAAAAUAUUUUAGAUUAAAUUAGCUGUGAAACGGUGCGAAACAGGGCCGAACAAACCAAUUCAGUAAUCUUUAGUUUUGUGUUUCCCACGGGUGAAGAGAUCAGGUAGACCUGCUCUAGGUGUGUUACGGUUAACCCGGUGGAAGGAGUAACACUUGGUGGUUCGUCUGCCUGAGCUCAAAUAAAAUCUGUGUCAUGUUGAAUCAGAAUUCAUACAAAAUGUAUCCGUCCUCACUUAGAUGCUGCAGUUCCUCACUAAGGUGCUUCAGAGAAUCAUUGGGUCAGGUUCUAACUGGUUUGCUGGUUGAGACUGGAUCCAACUGGUUCUAAUUGGAUCUAGCUAGUUAUGACUCGGUCUAACUGGUUCUAGGUGGUGUUAACUAGGGCAUGCAGACUUUAGCUAGGAGGUGUGUUGGCCUGGGAAUUUACUUGCUUUUUGACCUCGCGCUGACGCAGGCAGCAGGCUGCAUCUUGAUCACGUACUUGCUGCUGCACUACAUGUAAUGUUGGAGUUUUACACUAGGGGACAGAGUAGAGAACUCAGACCAGAUAAAAUCUCGGGCUUAUAGGGUACAACCAAAACAAACAUGGUGUCAAUACAUUGUAAUAAAUUGUAGGCCAGAAUAAGUCAAAAGCAAAAGUUCAUCACCUGCCUUAAAAACUUGAGUCAUGUCAGUUUAAAUGAACACUGAACAAAGCAAAAACUAAGGACAACACGACCGCCCACAAUAAAUGGGCAUAAACACCUCAAAUUAGAACAAAAUAACUAAGAAAAUGACUACCCACAAUGCACCUCACCCAAUGCAGCUUUCACAGUGGGCAGGGGCACUUUUUAAUCUAUAAAUUGCAGUUUUAAGUUGACUGAAUGCACGAGAAUGAGGAAAAUAUAAUCAUCUGUUGAAAAAAUCAAGCAAUUUUAAGUUUUCAUUAUCAAAACACACAAAAUUGAGUUCAACAAUUAAAACUUAUCAGGGAGACUUAGGUGAAAUAGGAAAAAUAAAUUGAAACUACUUUUUGAGACUGUCUUUUUUUACAGUGUAGAAGAGAUCAGAAAGUGGUUAAUUUUGAGAUCCUGACAGAAAAUAGGACAGCAGCAGUACAGAUAGUAUGUAAUACCUCUAAACCAGGGGUGAAGUGACAACUCCUCCUUUUGGUUACUCACAUAUUACAUGUUUGCAAAUGUAUCACACUGUAAUUUUACAGGACACGCACAAACGACUCUAACAUUUGCAAACUACGCUAGUCGCCCAUUAUAAACACGUACGCGUAAUUAAAAGCAAGUGUAUUUAGGCCCUUACUGGUGACUUUAGUCUCAGCUUCCUUUGACAAGUGUAAUGUCCAACAGUGGUCAGUUUUUAGGUACAGUUUGACCAUUCAACAUCUGGUCAAAAGGGAGACACGAGACUGCAUGUGUCCCCUCUAAAUCAGCCUGCCUUCAUCACACCAGCUGGAGCUCAGAGCCUCCCUGCAGCUUUAAACACAGAUAACGAAAUGUCAACAAUAACAUUCUCUCCUCAAGGUCCAAUCUUUCAGGACUCUUCAUGCCUCCAUUUAAGUGAACACUCGCAGCCCGGAUUUCCUAAAUCAGAUGUGAACUUCUACAGCUUAUGAGCUAGAUAAUUAUUAAAUAAACGUUUGUUCAUUGCUACUUAUAGUAAUUAUAAUAUAAUGAAAUGCUUUCAUUAGUCUGUGCUCAAUGAUUAAAGUUUGAAGUUCUACGGACCUCGGUACCUGGAAGUCCGAGGACUUCGACAUUCCGGCUCUAUCACGAGGGUCUUCGAGUGGGUAUGCAGACAUGACAGAUAGCGUGUGAUGUGUUUUGAUAAUAAUCAACUUCAUAGCUUAACGCAAACCAUAUUCUUUUACAUCCAGAACUCAGCUCUCCUAGAUACGGAGGUUCUGACUAGCAUUGCAUUCACACAUAGGUUCAUACAUCACAUUUAGUUCCAUCCAUCACAGUAAAUGCUUAGUUAACUUGUCAUGUUUUAAUUGUUGGUAAAAUAAAUUCUUACUUUUAUAAACCUGACUGUUUUCUGAAUCAAAACAAAGUGUGUACAAUCCCCUAAUUAACAAAGAAUCCUAGAAUCAUCUGAUAAACACAGUAAAGACCAAGCAGGGUUAUAUUCAAUAUUUAGAUAGAGUAUCACAGCUUAUUGGUCAUAAGUGGAGGUAAUACAUGUUGAGCUCCUAAAGCACUCAAUUUACCAAACCCUACACAAGUUUCUCCUUAGUUCUGAGCUGGUUCCUCACCCUUCACAUUAUCACUGAGACUCCACCAGAGAUGUUGUAACUGAUUUGAUGGAUGUUUUGGGUCUCAUUCGGCCUCUCACUGUUCGAAUGAACCCUCGAUUCUACAGAACAAGCCUUUCCUCUAGCAGGAAAACUUACUAUCAGCAGGGCAUCAAAUAAUUUCCCCCUGACUGUAAGAGUGGGAUUAAGGGUCGUUGAGGCCUCUAAGGUUACGUCAUAUCCUUUGAUGGAACAUUUCCCAAUUGCUGCAUCCUACCAUGUGGGCUAAUGUGAUGUAAUAAUUUUGCAAGAGCCCAGAGAGAGUUGGUUCUUUGCUGAUUCACUGUAUCAGGCCUGUGUUAUGUGAUGUGAGCUCACCUCAUUAGCUAACCUGAGGAAAGCAGCGGAGGAAAUAUUUGUCUUUUUGAAUAUAUUAACAGGAUAUGUCCACAGUUAUUAAACAGGACUUUUAUUUUCUGUGUUCAAAGUUCUUUUGAAAAAAUUGUAAUAAAAACAACUUAAGAUUUCA